UGUCCAAAACUGCUAGUAUUCCCAUGGCUGGUCUCGGCGGCGCCGCUCUCCAGCUGCACGCGGCCGUGGCCGUGCUUCGCACGGCGGCGGCCGCCGGCAAGCUGUCCGCAGGCAAGGCAGUCCACGCGCAUAUGCUGAGAGCGUCCCAUUUCCACGUCGUCCUGCACAACCACCUCAUCGCCUUCUACGCCAAGUGCGGCUGCCUCGGCCUUGCCCGCCGAGUGUUCGACGCAAUGCCCUCCCGCAACCCGGUCUCCGGGAGCCUCCUCAUGUCCGGCUACGCCUCCUCCGGUCGCCACGGGGACGCGCUCGCGCUGCUCAGGGCGGCCGACUUCGACCUCAACGAGUACGUUCUGUCCACCGCCCUGUCGGCCACGGCCCAGGUCCGGAGCUACGACAUGGGGAGGCAGUGCCAUGGGCAUGCCGUCAAGUCUGGGCUGGCGGAGCACCACUAUGUCUGCAACGCGUUGCUGCACAUGUACUGCCAGUGCGCUCAUGUGGAGGAUGCGGUCAAGGUGUUUGAGAGUGUGUCUGGUUUCGACGCGUUCGCGUUCAACUCGAUGAUCAAUGGGUUUCUUGACAAGGGCAAGUUUGAUGGUUCGGUCAGGGUUGUGAGAAGCAUGGUCGGAGAAGUUGAGCAAUGGGACCAUGUGUCGUAUGUCGCAGUUCUUGGGCAUUGUGCUAGCACCAAAGAGCUGCUGCUUGGCCGUCAAGUGCAUGCCCAGGCGUUGAAGAAGAGGCUCGAGCUGAAUGUGUAUGUGGGCAGCGCUCUGGUUGAUAUGUACGGGAAGUGUGAGUGCGCCUGUGAUGCUCAUUCCGCAUUUGAGGUUUUGCCAGAAAAGAAUGUUGUUUCUUGGACAGCUGUUAUGACUGCCUAUACCCAGAAUGAGCUGUUUGAAGAGGCAUUGCAGUUGUUCUUAGAUUUGGAAAUGGAAGGAAUUCGGCCAAAUGAGUUCACUUAUGCCGUGGCUCUCAACAGUUGUGCUGGUCUUGCAGCCUUGAAAAAUGGCAAUGCACUUAGUGCCUCUGCUGUGAAAACUGGCCAUUGGGGUGCUCUGUCUGUCUGUAAUGCCCUCAUUAAUAUGUAUGCAAAAAGUGGCAGCAUUAGUGAUGCAUGGAGAGUCUUCCUUUCUAUGCCAUGUCGCGACGUGGUCUCGUGGAAUUCGAUCAUAAUAGGCUAUGCUCAUCAUGGCCUUGCAAGAGAAGCCAUGCAUGUAUUUCAUGAUAUGUUGUCUGCUGAAGAAGCCCCAUCCUAUGUGACCUUUGUUGGGGUGCUGUCAGCUUGUGCACAGUUGGGUCUUGUCGAUGAAGGAUUGUACUACUUGAACAUUAUGAUGAAGGAAAUGGGUAUAAAACCUGGAAGAGAACAUUACACUUGCAUGGUUGGUUUGCUCUGCAGAGCUGGACGGCUAGAUGAGGCGGAACAGUUCAUAUUGAGCAACUGUAUUGGCACUGACGUUGUUGCGUGGAAAUCGCUUUUAGGUUCUUGCCAGGUAUAUAAAAACUAUGGCCUGGGUCAUCGAGUAGCUGAGCAGAUCCUUGAGUUGAAACCCAAUGAUGUAGGAACCUAUGUUUUGCUUUCUAACAUGUAUGCAAAAGCAAACCGAUGGGAUGGUGUCGUGAAGGUCCGGAAACUGAUGAGAGAGAGGGGUGUUAGGAAAGAGCCUGGUGUUAGUUGGAUCCAAGUAGGAAGUGAGGUCCAGGUUUUCACAUCAGACGACAAGAAUCACCCAUGGAUAAACCAGAUCACCAUAAAGCUCAAAGAGUUGAUAGACCAGAUCAAAGUGAUCGGAUAUGCUCCGAAUUUUGCAGUUGUCCUACAUGAUGUUGAGGAUGAACAAAAGGAAGAGCAUCUUAUGUAUCACAGCGAGAAAAUGGCUCUUGCGUUUGGCCUUAUUCACAGCCCCGAAGGAGCAACUAUCCGCAUAAUGAAAAACCUCAGGAUAUGCGAUGAUUGCCAUGUUGCUAUCAAACUCAUCUCUCUUGUGACGAGAAGAAGAAUAGUUGUGAGGGAUACUGUUCGGUUUCAUUGUAUAGAGGAUGGAGUAUGCUCAUGUGAUGACUAUUGGUGAUCCACACCUUGGUUGUCAGAAGUUCCAGAACAUAUGUGUUGUUAUGGACAUCAACAUGGUAUGUCAUCUUAUUUUCUAGAGCCAAGAGUUCUUGGUGCUGCCCGUCGCCCUGCUCCCAUCUUGCAGCAGAUCCCCUUGCUGCUGGUGUCACUCAAGCCUACAUUCCCGCGGUCGAUCAUCCCAGGUCUCCCCCAUAUAUCCAGUGGGAAUAAUUUUUAUACAUCACAUUUACAGUGACGUAUAGGAGUACCUGGAAUGAACAGAACAGGUCGACUUUCCCCAUUCUCGGGAACUUUGGUUUGACCAAACCACACAUUGCCAUGUCAGCGUACAAAUAUGUUGCCAAGGAAACCAAGCCAUUCUCUCUCUGAAGCAGAUCAAAAACCUGAAAUUUGUCAGCUCAACUGAACGAGCCACAAAUACAAAAUGAUAUCGAAUCUGAUGUAUCUCGUCAGAAACGACUAAUGCCUCCGGGUCUCCCUAUUUAUCUUCAAUGCAGGAUCAAAUGCUUUAGA
Messenger RNA from Triticum urartu, 2587 nucleotides. Its product is annotated as pentatricopeptide repeat-containing protein At5g39680. NCBI's taxonomy places the organism in Eukaryota, Viridiplantae, Streptophyta, Magnoliopsida, Poales, Poaceae. Gene Ontology annotation, cellular component: intracellular membrane-bounded organelle. Gene Ontology annotation, molecular function: protein binding; zinc ion binding; RNA binding. Gene Ontology annotation, biological process: RNA modification. The record is from RefSeq and is a predicted model, not a curated record.